Cutaneotrichosporon cavernicola is the source of this 2130-nucleotide messenger RNA. RefSeq lists its product as uncharacterized. Gene Ontology annotation, cellular component: nucleus; nuclear origin of replication recognition complex. The transcript is spliced from 2 exons. Gene Ontology annotation, biological process: DNA replication; DNA replication initiation. NCBI's taxonomy places the organism in Eukaryota, Fungi, Basidiomycota, Tremellomycetes, Trichosporonales, Trichosporonaceae. The coding region runs from base 1 to 2130 and encodes 709 amino acids. The record is from RefSeq and is a predicted model, not a curated record. Gene Ontology annotation, molecular function: DNA replication origin binding.
AUGUCGGGCGAAACAAUACCAGUCUCUCAGGACGAGCCCAACGGGGAGCAGAGGAGGUCGGCGCGAACGCCUACCAAAACCGUCACGUAUGGUCGCAGGACUACGACAGCGGCGACGGCGCAAGAGAUCAGGGAGUCACCCAAAGCCGCUAAGCCCAGAGCUGCACCCAAGGCGAAAGCCACGCCGGCACGAACAACACCCACCCCUGUGAAGCAGGAGACAACCUCACACACCCCGUCCAAGGGUGAAGAGGAAGAGGAGACCCCAAAGGCGAUGCCUGCACGACCACGAACACCAGCGAAGAAGGACGACGAGACUCCGCGCUCCGGCAAGCGUGUUGCGGCCUCUCUCGCGGCGGUGCGAAGUGCCAAGAAACCCCGCACGUCUCUCCCUUCAUUUGACACCGAGGCGUUUGGCAGCCCAACGGGCGAUCUGUCGAGCGACGUGUUCCGCGCCAACGAACGUUUGCGACGACAGCGUGAGGCUCGCAACUUCACGUUCGAAGGGGACGCACACGCUCCGCGGACAACGCGGAGCGGGCGAGUGGUGGCGACGCGCGACUAUGGACGCGACGAUACAGAAGAUACAGAAGACACGGAACGGGACGAGUACGGAGGGCUCGCGGAACCUGAGGAACCAGAGGUAGAAGACGACGGAGGCCUGCGGCUCGACCUGUCCCUACCCAUAUCGAGGAGUGAGAGUCCCUCCGUCACACCUCUCCCUGCAAGUGCAAGGCAGCACGUCCUGAGGAUGCUCUCGACACUGACUGGAACGGAGCGCGAGUGGGAACCGUCGGAGAAGGAGGGGGAGAAGAAGAAUGAGGCGUUGCAGGGAUUGGUGGCGUUGCUUUGUGGGACGGUUGAGCGCGGUGAGGGCAACUCGGCACUGGUGACGGGCCCACGCGGCGUGGGAAAGACGAGAACGGUCGAGCGCGCUCUCCGCCUCCUCCCCACCGGCAAGAACGCACCGAUUGUCGUCCGCCUCUCGGGUCACGCACAAACGGACGACCGCCGUGCGAUCCGUGAGAUUGGCCGGCAGAUCGCGGAGGGUGAGGGCCGCGCUGCUGAGGACGAAGACGAACCCACCGACGCGGACGCCGGUGAUGCUGCUUACGCACCCACAACGCUCCCCUCGCACCUACUCGCAUUAUUGACCACACCAUCACCGCGCGCGAUUAUCAUCGUCAUCGACGAGUUCGACCUCUUCACCGAGCACGCCCGCCAGGCGCUCCUCUACUGCCUCCUCGACGUCGUGCAGUCUGUCCAGACUGGCCCUGUAGAGCGCACUCCACGUGGGUUGGCUGUGAUCGGCCUCACGGCGCGCGUGGACACGCUCCUGCUGCUUGAGAAGCGGGUUAAGUCUCGUUUCUCGCAUCGUGUGUGGCGAAUUUCUUCGCCUCUCGCUCCGGGGGAAAGGGGUUGGCGCCAGCUCCUCCGCGCCACACUCAUACCGUGGGACGAGAAGAGGUUAGACAAGGACCGUGCCAUGCGCCAGUGGCAGGAGGACUGGGCGUUCGCUGUCGACAUGCUCCUUGAGCACGAUACAGUCAGUGCGAACCUUGAGCGCCUGGCCGGCCUCACGACAGACGUGCGCUUGCUGUACCGCCCAUUCGUGGCGCCCGUCGCAGCAGUUCUUGGUGGGCGGCUCGAUUUCCUCUCCGUUCCUGGAGUGGCGGCGAGUGUGCGUGCACAGCUGGAGUUGGGAGGGUGGAGCACAGGACCCCAGACCGCUGGGCGGAAACUCGGCGCGAUCGACAUCGCCGCCAAACUCCGUGGCCUCCCCGCCCCAGCCCUGGGUAUCUUGAUUGUGGCAAAGCACCUCGCAUAUGCAGGCCGCACCGAGUUCUCCCUCGCCCAGGUCGAGGACGAGUAUGCGCGUUUCGCACGGUCCCGCCUGGUCGGCUCGGGCCGCGCACGGUGGCCCCUCGCCCUGCUCCGGCGCGCGUUCCACCAGUGCCGGGCGCUGGGCCUACUCGCACCCGCUGGUCCUGCGAGUGCUGGGCCACGGUUUGCCAAAGUCCGAGCGGCGUUGCCGGUGCAUGAUGUUGUAGCAUUUUUCCGAAACGACGGGGGACAGGCGCUGGGUCCUGAGCUCGCGGGCUGGGGCAAGAUGUCGGGAGGGCAUGUUUGA